AUUGGAUGGUUCAGGCCUAUGUCAUUCUUUCAUUCCAUCAAGAAUCAAUCACUCAUGUAACGAGCCCUGAAAUGGCUUCAAAGAUCAUUAUCUUCUCUGCCAUCCUGGCCAGCGUAAGCGCUGGAAUCGCGAAACAUCCCACUGAAGCAUCUCAUAAUUCAGCACCUCAAUCGUUCAGUUACAGCUUCAUGACCCGUAGGUAUCCAGCUCCGGUUCAGAAACAGAAACCCACACAACCUACCCCGGUGGCUAACAAGUCCGAGCCAGUUACUCAUACAGUGGAAGUCAUUCCUGAUCCACAUGAUUACAGUAAUGUACCUGUAUUUUCCUACAAUGACUACGAAUAUUCUCCAUUGAUCUCCACCGCGGUCGUUGCCACGGGUCAACCCCAGCUAUACUUCGUUUCCAACGCUGCCUCUAAAGUCUUCGAUUAUGACUAUGCCUCGCUCAACGAUUUCGGGCAUUAUACCUACUAAAUUGUGAUAUUA
Molecule: messenger RNA, 488 nt
Organism: Toxorhynchites rutilus septentrionalis
Lineage: Eukaryota; Metazoa; Arthropoda; Insecta; Diptera; Culicidae
Exons: 2
Coding region: 6-476 (156 amino acids)
Source: RefSeq, a predicted model, not a curated record